Messenger RNA from Aspergillus nidulans FGSC A4, 954 nucleotides. RefSeq names its product 60S ribosomal uL30 domain-containing protein. Lineage: Eukaryota; Fungi; Ascomycota; Eurotiomycetes; Eurotiales; Aspergillaceae. Gene Ontology annotation, molecular function: RNA binding. The coding region runs from base 49 to 804 and encodes 251 amino acids. The record is from RefSeq and is a predicted model, not a curated record. The transcript has 4 exons.
GACAGCUUUCGCCAACCGCCCAACUCGCGAACUCAACGGACCGUCGCAAUGGCCUCGACUGCUACCACCGUCCCUACUCAGGACCAGGUCCUCGUCCCCGAGACCCUCCUUAAGAAGCGCAAGAGCCAGGAGCAGGCUCGCGCUGCUGCCCGUGAGGAGGCCGCCAAGAAGAAGGCCGCCAACAAGGAGAAGCGUGCCGUCAUCUUCAAGCGCGCCGAGUCUUACGUUCAGGAGUAUCGCAAUGCUGAGCGCGAGAAGAUCCGCCUGGCCCGCGUUGCUCGCCAGGAGGGUAACUUCUACGUUCCUGAGGAGCCCAAGCUGAUCUUCGUUGUCCGUAUCAAGGGUAUCAACAAGAUCGCUCCUCAGCCCCGCAAAAUCCUCCAGCUCCUCCGUCUCCUCCAGAUCAACAACGGUACCUUCGUCAAGCUCACCAAGGCCACCCAGGAGAUGCUCACCAUCAUCAACCCUUACGUUGCCUACGGUUACCCCAACCUCAAGUCUGUCCGUGAGCUCAUCUACAAGCGCGGCUACGGAAAGAUUGACAAGCAGCGCGUCGCUCUUACCGACAACCAGAUCAUUGAGGAGCACCUUGGCAAGUACGGCAUCGUCUGCAUGGAGGAUCUGAUCCACGAGAUCUACACUGUCGGACCCAACUUCAAGCAGGCCAACAACUUCCUCUGGCCCUUCAAGCUCUCCAACCCCACUGGUGGAUUCCGCACUCGCAAGUUCAAGCACUACAUCCAGGGCGGUGACACUGGUAACCGUGAGGAGAACAUCAACGCCCUCAUCCGCCAGAUGAACUAGAUUGUUCUCGGGAGAGGUGCCGUGUCGGGGUCUGGAUUACUGGCGCAUGUCGGUAUAAUGGUCUGAUUUCCGAGUUGAAAAUACAAAAGCUUCUAGCCUUCAUGAUUGUCCACGUUAUACCCUUCAGCGUUGAAUUGUAGUGUUUUGCUC